Ostertagia ostertagi is the source of this 2388-nucleotide messenger RNA. The record is from the annotation of a GenBank genome assembly. Lineage: Eukaryota; Metazoa; Nematoda; Chromadorea; Rhabditida; Trichostrongylidae.
AUGCCUCCUAAACCGAACGAAGCACGGAAAAAGCUUGCCUUCUACAAUAUUGACUUCUCUUUGGAACAUCAGCGCACCCUUGCUGGUCAAAGUCCUUCCUCGUCAAUUUCCUCAUUGCAAAGUACUACCAAGGAAAAGGAUCCGGUAGCUCGACGCAAAGACUUCAUUAGAAGGAGGAAACAGCAGACGGAUCAGGAAGACGCCAGCAAAGUUAUUCAGGGUAUGUCAAAAAUAGCUGGUGCUAGCGCGGCGUUGAAGGCUGAACGCGAAGAAGAAGAGCAGAAGUUAGCUGCACGAUCUGCGGUCAAUUGGAAGGCAAAUUUGGAUAAGCAAAGGAAACAACUUGACUACAGUGAUAUUUUCGACGAGGACGUGGGUCGCGAUGAGGGGUUAUGGGUAUGGGAGAUCGAGAACUUUUAUCCCUCCCUUAUCGAUGAGGCAUUCCAUGGGCAGUUUUACGAUGCAGACGCUUACCUGGUGCUAAAAACAACAAAGGAAAUUUCGGGAAGUAUACGGCACGAGAUUUACUACUGGUUAGGUGAUAAGGCUACACUUGACAAAGGAAUGUGUGCAGCCGUGCAUGCUGUAGGCCUUCGCAAUCAUCUUAAUGCCACAUGUCGAACCAUCCGAGAAGAGAUGAAUGACGAGUCCGAGGAAUUCCUGGAUCUUUUUGGUGGAGAAGAAAUAGUGUAUAUAGAGGGUGCUCGUACUAGCACUGGAUUCUUCACGGUCGAAAAGCCGCCACAUGUCACAAGGUUAUAUCGGGCUUCCGUCAACGGCACAGCUGUAGAGAUGGAACCAGUUCCUGUUGCGAUGGAAUCCCUUGACCCUCGUUACUGCUUCUUGCUCGAUGCCGGUGACACGCUUUGGAUUUGGAGUGGAUGGAAGGCUCGGAUAACGGUAGCAAACAAAGCCCGACUUUUUGCGGAAAGACUCAACAAGAGAGACAGAAAAGGUGCCGCUAUUAUCGAGACCUGCCGCGAUCCGAAAGUACCUGAAGAAUUUUGGAUGGCAUUCUGUGGGUCGCCCAAUCGCCCUGAGGAAGCUAUAGUUGAACAUGUGCCUGAAAACUUCGUACCUGAGAGAAAACGUCUGUAUCAGGUUAAUAUCGGUAUGGGAUUCCUUGAAUUGCCUCAAGUAGACCUCCCAAAGGGCGUUGCCAAACAGGAGCUGCUGAACACGAAGUGUGUUUACAUCUUAGAUUGCACCUCCGAUAUUUUCCUUUGGAUGGGAAAGAAGGCAAAUAGGUUACUGAAGAUGGCUGGGCAAAAAAUGGUCACGGAGCUCCAUGAAAUGAUUGAAAGACCCGAUUAUGUACAAGUGUCGAGGGAAACUGAGGACGAGGAAUCCAUGAUGUUCCGAUCGAAGUUUGCUGGUUGGGAUGACAUUGUACCUGUGGAUUUCACUCGUACGUCGGAGUCCGUAAGCCGCGUUCCAGAUCUUAAGGUCCUCGUCAAGCGCGAUAACAUGAUGCGUACUGACCUAACUGCUUUGUUCCUUGACCGUCAACCGGCCAUGCCCCCAGAGGAAAGUGAGGAGUUGCUUAACGACUGCAACGAGGAUCUUGAAUUCAUCGAAUCCUUUGUAUUGGAAGGAAAGAAAUUCGUCCGGCUACCGGAUGGAGAAUUUGGCUCGUUUUACACGAUGGACUGCUAUGUAUUCCUUUGUCGUUAUGCUGUGAUACCUGAUGAGUCAGAGGACGAAAGUGAUGCAGGAGACGUUGAGAGUCAACAGGAUUUCAAAUGUGUGUUGUACUUCUGGCAAGGCCGCGACGCGUCAAAUAUGGGCUGGUUGCACUUUACGUUUCAACUUCAACCCACAUUUGAGAAGAUUUUCAAGGACAAGUUAGAGGUUGUACGAAUGCACCAACAACAAGAGAAUCACAAAUUCCUAUCCCAUUUUCACCGGAAAUUUGUUAUUCGUCGUGGACGGCGUGGUUUAACCCGAAAUCUUGGUGGAAAAUGGCCUGAGCUGUUCCAAAUGAGAGCAAACGGUUCAAGUGUUUGCACAAGAACGAUACAGAUCGACUGCCGCGCCACAGAGCUGUGUUCUGGUUUUUGCCACAUCUUGCGUGCACCAUUCAAAGUUCAACGUGAAGAUGGUGAAAAAGGAAUAGUUUAUGUAUGGAUUGGUACGCAAAGCGAUCCGCACGAGCACGAAUACGCGAGACGGGUGGCGGAGGAGAUGAUCAAUCGACAUGAUGAGUGCUUCCCAGUGGAAGUGAUCAAGGAAGGCGAGGAACCCGAUGACUUCUGGGAGUACAUGGGAGGAAAGAAAAAUUAUGAAAAGGACUCGUCGUUCUUCCGUUACACACGAUUAUUCCGCUGCACUAACGAGAAAGGUUACUUCGCAGUCUCCGAGAAAACCGUCGAUUUUCUGCCAGGAUGA